Messenger RNA from Spirodela intermedia, 35566 nucleotides. NCBI's taxonomy places the organism in Eukaryota, Viridiplantae, Streptophyta, Magnoliopsida, Alismatales, Araceae. The record is from the annotation of a GenBank genome assembly.
AUGGCGCUGCUGGUGCUGCCGCUCGCGCUCUCCGCGGUGAAGUCCCGCGGGGCGGCUCAUUUCGGACUCUUCGUCGCGGAGAGACAGAAUCACAGCCGGUUGUGCAGGCCGUUCGGUCGACGCUACCGCUCGCUGCUACCGGGCAGAAGAGGAGUGAAGGCCAUGAGCUUCUCCGCCGUGUCUCAGGCUCAGUCGAGGGACUCCAAACCCGAGGGCGCGCCCGCAGUCCUCACCUUCCAGCAGGCCAUUCAGCGGCUUCAGGUGUGGCUUUCAACGUCUGAGCUUUAUCUCGACUUGAUUUGCACAAUCUUGCUCGGAUUGCGUGGCUUGAGUGCUAGAAUUACUGGAAUUUUCGUCACAAGUUGGAGACGCAGACAAUGUGGAGUUGUUCCUUCAUCUUUAGCAGAUUUCCUGUACUCAACCGUGCUGCGACUUAAUUGGAUGUGCAACCCAUUCUCCAUUGUUUUUGACCUGGGCGAUCCAAUUCUUCAGCAUGGGACAACCGUCUCAAAUAGCGUUUUGCAACUUCCAUAGUCUAUCUGUCGGUCUGACAAAAUCCGAUUCCAGGCGGGCAAACUGAUUGUAACGGUAACAAUUCAAUCUGUACAACCUUAUGCAACUGAGUGUGGUGACUGCUCGAUGGUUAUAAUUCACGUUAAAAACUUAUCUGAAGAAGAUCUAUUAUGCCGAAUGACGAGUCAUACUAGUUCAAGUACUUGGAAGUCUUACAUUGGGAAGUUUGACAAAAGUAUGCCGAAGGAAGAGAGAAAGAAAAGAUUAUUCUAAAACGAAUGUUGCACAACGCCUGUCACUUUAAGAGAGGUUUCCAAUAUUUCGUAAGCUGAAUUUAAUUCGUAGUUACGGAAGAGGCAUCCAAGCUUGGAUUGGCAGGUCCAGUGUAGUUUGACAAUAGUGAAAGUCUGCGUUUUGAUCAAAGACAAAAUUGUAAAUGCUUGAUAUGGGGGGGGGAGCUGACUUAUUUUUUCAACAUCGUAAGGUAGCUAAGGCUCCUAGAUCAACCCACAUGUGCAUGGAUUUUUGAAGUUUUCAAGCAGUUCCUCCACCGUACACCAAUGUUAGGCAAAAUUCUGUAUUAACCAUCAUAUGGCAUUGUACAGGUGCUCACGUGGUAGGUUAGAGUGAUUUUAGCACUGAUGUUUGUUUCGUGCGCCAGUGGAGAUUUGAACUGAUUAUUGGAGGAUAGUUUUCUUUGGUAACUGGGAGAGCCAAGAUAACACAGAGACUUCCUAGAUGGUUUAUAAACGAGAAAAAUGUCCAUAAGAUACAUAGGCCAUCCUAGGGUGCCUCUAGAGUUUUCUUGUCUCAUUAAAUGAGUGGGGCAUUGACGUAUUCAAUUAAAAUAGGAACUCCAGAUGCUAAAAAAUAAUGUAGGCUGGGGUUGACCUAAGGAAUUAGUCAGUGAGGGAAUGUAAAAAUCUGGUUUUGAUGGUAAAUGCCAAAAACUCGAACCAUUUGAAGGAUUGAAUCACCUCAUAUUCUCUUGUAUGUUAGAGUGCAGUUUAUGCAUAUUUGGAAUGCUACAAAUAAUACUUUACUUUACAAGUGUAAUGUGAUAUAGGUAACCCUUGAUUUUUCAUAUAUGGGCAAUUCUUACCUUAAUCUAAUCAAGCGAUUGAACUUCAAACAGUCCAAAAAAUGUUUAAAUUGGUGUGAAGUUCACAUCUUUCAAGACAAGUCCUGUAUAGUUGUUUCUGUUAGUACGAAUACGUUACCACAAUUUUUUAGGUCUUUCUUUUGAUUGUAUCUUCUUUUCCUUUGUCUUAGAUAUUGAGCGAAAGUUUGUGUCUGAUAUCCUUGUUUGUUGGAUAAAACACCCUUAAUUAUUUUUCAGUGCUGGUGCAGCUAAAUGAAUAUAAGAGUGCUGUGAGAUUCGUUCACGUUUUGGGUCCGUGGUGGAGUCUAUAUGAGUUCCUUUACUUUCUUCUGUUUCUCCUUCAUUAGAUGUGUAAGUCUGGGCCUUGAUUUUGCGAUACUGGUGACCAAACUCUUGACAACUUGCUUUGGAUUCAUGAGAUGCUUCAAACUCCAUAGUUAUGAAACAGAUUAACUGCUUUGGAUUGGGACUUGGCAUAGACUCGGGGUAACCUUGGGGUCACAAUUUUUAUUUCCAGUUUAUUUUUUAUUUAUCUCAUUUUUUGUCUGACGGUGUCAUAUUUCUGUUAAGGAAAUUAAUUAUUUUGAUUGUAUAUUGAUAAACUGGAAUUUGUUUAUAGGAGUACUGGGCCUCCGUAGGAUGUGCUGUAAUGCAGUGUAGCAAUACAGAGGUAAUUGUCCUGCAAGACAUCAUUUCCUUCUAUAAUUGUUUAUUCUGUCUUCUUAUUCUUGUAUAUGUUUUCUUUUCCUUUCUUUUUUUCAAUUGCUAGAAGCUUGACUUUAAUUGUUGGAAUUGUAACUAACAGCUCUUUGCCAUUAUAUUCAAAUAGUUUCUUGCAUCAAUAUUUGAUGGAGAUGCACUGCAUACACGCCCAUGAUAUGUACACAGAAGUCAUUGCAUGCCAUUCUUUUCUUUAUAGAACUGUUUUAGUGUGACAUUCGAAAAAUAUACUUAAAAAGUUUAUACUAAAACAAUAUGUGUUGGAUUCAUAAUUUCUCAUUCAUUCAAUGGAAUGGUGAUGCUACCAUCCUAAUUCUUUUUGUUAUUUUUGUUACCAGGUUGGAGCUGGGACAAUGAAUCCUUUGACUUUCUUAAGGGUUUUAGGCCCUGAACCAUGGAAUGUUGCGUAAGUAUGCUGUGGAAGCGAAGAUGCAUAUUUUCUGUCUGUGUUCAUUUUUUUUAUACAGCGCACAGGGAUACCUUGGCAUGCGAGAAUGUGGAAAAAUAGGAAUUUAUUAUCUUGCUGACAUCUAGGGCACUGAAUGAUGUCAGACGAGCUAAACAGUUUCCACAUAUGAAGUACUUGGUUCUCAUAACGGUUACAAACUUGUGAUAGCUUUGGGUCACUUAUAUACAAUUUGAUCUUUUAAUUAUUAAAAUAUUUUCAUUGAGGGGAUAAGUUGAUAGGCUUGUGGAUGCCAAUCUCAUGUUGAUCACAAACAUAAUUUUCUUUGCUAUCUUGGAGAUUAGCAACCUGUUGCAAUAUGAAGGCAUGAAUUUUUUAUUUCAAUUGUAUUAUUCAAUGGCACAGUAGUCAAAUCGGAGUUGCACUGUUAUUGGUGGAACGGGGUGCAGAUUAAGUGCGUUUUUGCUCUGUUGAAGAUUAAGUUAUUAUGAUUAUGAUCACUUUCUGUAGGGAGAAAAGUAAAUCCUUGAAGCAAGUUUAAAUAGGUUUUGGCUAUGUUGAAGAGUGAGGUACAAGGAUUAUAAUUCCUUUCUAUAAGGACAGAGUUCAUUCAUUGAAGCAAAAAAAUCUGAACAUUGUAUUAGUAAUAUUCAAAAAUUACCUAACCUAGGUUCGCCUUGUCUUGUUAGGUUAUAACAGAAAUCCUUAGGUCUUUCGAAGUUUGACAUCUCUACAUACUGUAGUACUGCCUUUCAUACUAUUGUGAAUAACUUUACCCGGCCAUGAUUUCGUAAACUGGAUUGCAUUGGAUACUUGAUUAAUAUUUUCUCUUAGAUUCCAUUUCUUCCUCGUACAUUAUCCUUUUUUAGGACCUCUCCUGCAUCUAGUAUGCAUUAUUUUCGUUUUUAAAAUAAUGUUCCAAAGAACACAGUUGAAAUUCACUGGGGUGCUGAUUUGUUGCUGCAUUAGGUGGUGCUAACCUUUGGAGAUCUUUUUGUUAUGAUCAGUAAUAUAACCGUUCUUUGCUAUGGCUAUAUGAUAUGGACAUUUUUGCUCAAGGUAUGUGGAGCCUAGCAUACGACCAGAUGACAGUCGUUACGGUGACAAUCCAAAUAGACUUCAGCGCCACACACAAUUUCAGGUUCAAAUGAACUUUGCAAGUUGCUUUCCUGCUUGUCUGCUCUUUCCAGUCUUUUAUACCAUCUUGGUCUUAGAAGUGAUGUAGAACCUCACACUCUUUCCCAGGUUAUAUUGAAGCCUGAUCCUGGAAACUCGCAGGACCUUUUCCUUCAUAGCCUUUCAGCAUUAGGUGAGGAUUAUUUUAUAUGAAAACUCAGUGGAUAGUUUUGUGAUUAUAAUCAUUUUUUUAUUACAUCUUUUUAUCCGAGCAUGUGCUAUAAUAUUUUUGAUAGAAUUCUGCUCCCAAAACCUAUGUUCUUGGGCUCUUUUAUGGUAUCUUAGAAACAAGUCUUUAUGAACAGGACACGUUAUGCUCAACUAUGGUCCCUAAACGCUAGACAAAUGACCAAUGGCUUGUUUCUUAAUCUGAGCUAUCUAUAUGUGGUUCAGUAAUGUAGAACAAAUUUACAAAAUUCUUUCAUUAAGAAGGUGAAGCUGCCAUUACCUACUUCAAUUGGACUGUCUAUCAUAAUUUUUUGAGUAAGGGGAUUAUUUGAAUGACAUGGUUUACUGUAGGGAAAUAGGAACAUGAACUUACUCCGUAAAUUUCUUUUAGUCAACCCUAAAUGGCCAUCCAAUCAGUGAUGGAUCAUAUUAUUCUUUUUUUGUUCUCAUGGCGUAUUGCCAUCUGUAGCGAGAAUAUUUUAGGCAUUUUAGAUUUUUGUUAAACUUAUUAUCAUUGUACUCACUUGUCUUUUCGUAUUGUUAGGCAUUACCAAUGAAUUUAAGAAGAAACUAUAACCUUACAUCGUAUAUGUUUCUAUUGUCUCAUAAAAUUCUAUCUUCAUUUGAAAUAUUCAUGGUGGGAAAUUUUUGUGAUGUUGAAUUCUUAUCCUUCUGCUUUUCUACAAGUUUUCUAUUUUAUAAGAAUUUUGGAUUCUUUGUUAUUUUGUGAAUUUUUGCACUUUCUAGUUUUUAAACUUUUCAAUGUUUUCUUAUUUUUAUUGAGAAGAUACGGAUUUUAGGCACAUGCUCUAUUUCCCUUGGGGAUUGUGCACGUUAAUUUUUUUUAAUAUUUUUAAAAGCUGUCUGUAUUUAGUUUGUUAAGUAUAACUUUCAGUUUCUUGACCUUAUAGAGGAAUAACUUCCUUUUGUAGACGUAUGAGACAUGAGAUCAAUUUUUUCAUCUUUUAUCUUGGUAAAAAUGAUUCUUUCAUAGAGUUGUGUUAUAUGACCCACUGCCAUAAUCUCUAAUUUAUUUUCUCAUUUUUCAUGCUGACCUUAUUUUUGAAAGCUGGAAUGACUAUACUUUUUCACCUUCCUCUUGAAACGUUUUUCUAUGCUUAUCCUGGUAUUCGAAACCUCACUUAUGCCACAAGUCUUCAAAUCGUUCAAGCUUUUUGUCUAUUUCUGAUAUUUAUUUUGAAGAAUUCACUAGUUCAUAAGAUUCUUCUUUAACUUUAAUACAAUUUACUCAUUCUCAUUCACUAAGUUCUCAUAAAUCCUGUUGAUUAUUCCAGUUGAUUUGUUGUCCACUUCAUAUGACCUCAGUUUACGCUAGUGAUUCAUGAACACAUCCUGAAUUGUAUAACUUUUCUGUUAAAAUUAUAAAAUAUUUAGCCACUUUUUUAUGUACAAUUUUCUAUUGUUACUUUCUUUAGGACGUUAUGUCUGGUUUCUACGAUUUCACACCUUUUUUAUCUUUGUAUUAGGUAUUAAUAUUAAUGACCACGACAUUCGAUUUGUUGAGGACAAUUGGGAAAGUCCUGUAAGGAUCUAUUUUUAUUGAUACGAUAGUCUGUUAUAAAGACCCUCCCUGAGCUACGUUUUUAGUUAGUCUUAUUUGUCUUUGCCAUAACAAUCUUUUGGAUAAAUGUUUUACAGGUACUGGGUGCCUGGGGACUGGGCUGGGAAGUUUGGAUGGAUGGGAUGGAGAUAACUCAGUUUACUUAUUUCCAACAGGUAAUGUUGUAUUCUUGGCUAUAUGAUCUCAAAAGCAUCUGUUAUAAUGACUCUGUGAUGUUGUUUUCUGUUUUAUUGGAAGAUCAACCUAAUAGUUGCCUUUGUCUCAGUAUAUCUUGAAUGUGUACGUCCAAAUCAAGAGAUGCCCACUGUCAUAAUCCACUUUUUUACUCAUUUAUGAGAUUUUUCCGCUUUAUUUUUUCAAAAAUACGACAAGUAGGCAAUGUUUCAGAAUCUGCUUUCAUGCCGGUGCAUCUUUUACAUAAAUGAGGUAUUCUUGUUUGAGCGCUGGUGACGAGUCAGAAAUUUUAUUCUCUUUCGUUUGUUUAACUUCUUUCUGUAGUUUUUUUUAAUUUCAAGUUUGAAUUAACUUUUCCUUCAAAUAUGCUUCAUUAUUAUCUAAAUUAUUUUACUUAUUCCGGAAUAUACUCUUUAUUUUUUUCAGUCUGGAAGUCUGCAGUUGUCCCCAGUAUCUGUAGAAAUUACUUAUGGUCUGGAGCGCAUUCUUAUGCUGCUUCAGGUAAAAGAAAACUUGCUUGAUAUUUUAUUUUAUGUCUUCUUAAUUUGUUGGUAUUAUUUUUUUGAUUCAAAGAUUAUUUGCAGGGUGUUGAUCAUUUCAAGAAAAUCAUGUACACUGAUGGAAUCACAUAUGGCGAACUUUUUCUUGAGAAUGAGUAUGCUUGCCGUGGCAUUUUUCCCUUUAGUUCCAUAACUCUUGCCAAUUCUGUCCUAUUUGGCUUUGCUUUUGAUGCUACUAAAUCUGUUCUUGAGAUUAUAGUCUGUUAGACUCUAAAACUUCAUUGAAGUUUUUUUGUUUCACUCUUUAUAGAAUAUCUUUCUCGAGUAUCUAGAAAAGACCUUUACAUGUCCUUCCUAUGAAUGUGAAGGCAUUCAACAGUAGUGCGGUGCAUCAGGGGUUCAUCUUCUCAAUACAAUGCCUUUAUGAUGUGCCAUUGUUUCAUGCAUUACUUCAUGAUGUCCUUUGAGGAGGUUAAAAUUCAAUUUGAGUAUGGAAAUGAAUUGCUUACAGGCAAAUUCUUGUUACAAUGGUUCUAUGGUAUGCAUAUCGGUAGUAUGAAAUAGGAGUUCUAUCACUUGCGCCCCACAAAAUCAAAGAAUUAAUAAGAGUAUGGAAUGACUCUUUUUCUAGAAUAUACCUUGCCAACACUCAAAUAUUCAGGAAGCAGAUUAUUGUGGAAUGGGAUAUUUAAGAGGCUGAAAUAGGAGUAAACAGCUGACCUGCAGGAGAUGAAAAUGACUCAUGGAUAAUGGUAUUUUCUAUAGGCAAUGGAUGUUGUUCAUUUGAUGACGACUGAUUGAAUUAAGGUACUGUUUCAUGAAAUGUUACAUUCAUAGAAGUAAAUAAUUUCCUAGUUGGAGGGUGGUAACACUUAUAACCUUUUUGAUUAAUAGGAUAACCAAGAAGAUACAUUUCAGUGAUCUUGGUGCACGUUUUCCUUUACUCUGAGUAUGAUCAUGAACAAAGGAAACGCAUCCAAAUAUUCUUGGUUUAAUUUUAUUGUUAAUUUGGUGGUGUGGGAAAAAAUUGGCUAGGGAAUCUAUAGGAUUGCGGAAGUCUAAGAUUCUAGAAGGCAUAUGAUUGAUGAGGUAUGUGGCUGUGAGGAUACCCUCUCCCCAAAAAAUGUUUUGCACAUGAUGUUGAAAUAGAAUGGAUCUAGUUAUCUCUAAAAUAUGUCAAUUUUUCCUUUUGGCCGGGCCAUUUUGCUGUGGAGUAUAUACACAAGAAGAUUCGUGUAUAAUUCCUUCUGCUUUAAAGAAUAAAUUUAAACUUUGACUAAAAUAUUCUUUAACAUUGUCCGAUCUAAAUUUUUUGAUAGUUGUACCCAAUUCAUUCUUUAUCAUGGUACAAAAGAAUUUAAGAACAUCACAUACAUCAGAUUUUUGUUUAAAAAGAAAUACCCACAUAAAUCUUGUGCAGUCAUCAAUGAAGGUAACAAAUCAUUUUUUUACCACGAAUAUCAUUAACAAGACACGGUCCCCAAAUAUUACUAUGGAUUCGGAAGAAAAGAAUCACUCCUUUCUCCUUGAAAUGAAAUGAAGCCCGUGUGUGUUUAGAAAGCUCACACACAUUACAUUUGAGAGUGUCUAAGGACACUCUUUGAAACAAAGAAGGAAGAAUAUUCUUUAAGGUACAAAAGGAGGGAUGGCCCAUCCUUGAUGAAGUAGAUGAAUCUUAUUGGCAGCUUCUAGAGGUUCUAUGCAUUGAUCUGCUUUCAUGAUAUAUAUUUAGCUCAAUUUUAGAAGAUGAAGUCUAUCAUGUUCUUUAGCAUCCUCCGAUAAUAUACCUUAUCAAAUAUUAUACAAACAUCUUUGUCAAAGAGGGCACGGUAAGGUGAGGCUCUCACAGGUUUAUUAACAGAAAUAUGAUUUGUGAAUAAUUUGGGAACAUAAAGCACAUUAUGAAGAAUGUCAAGGGGCUCAAGUCCAAUAUCUCCUGUACCUGCAACUGUUAGAAAAGAUCCGUCUGCACUUGAGAAGAAUUGGUCAUAUGGUUGGUUGCCCCUGGGUCCAUUACCUAAGAGUUAGAAAUAUCUCUUGAAGAAGCUUUAACUCUGAGAGAGUGAUGAAGCUUACCUUGCUGAACUCAUGAGUAUUGUGUCAUUGUUGACUUCAAUUUUUUCGAUUCCACUUGAAGUCUUUCUAUAUCAUUCAUCUGAUAUGAAGGUGGGUGUUGUUUUUUGUUGAAAUCUGUUGACUGAUUUGUAGGUAACUUUGCUGUAAAAUGUACUUGACUGCCAUAUUUUUCAGUGAUAAAGUGUGGUGGUUUGCCAUGUAAUUUAUAGCACCUGUCUCAAGUGUGAUGUGGUUUUCUGCAGCAUGUACACCAUAACUUGUCUCUAGAGUCAGUUUUCUGAUUCCUUGACCAUGUUGAGGUGGUUUGGGUGGAUCAACAGUCUUCUUCAUAUUGUUGCCCUUUUUUAAUCAUAGAUGCAGAAUUAUUUAUUUCUGGACCUGACAUCAUCAAUUUCCUGUGACUUUUCUCAUUUAAGAUGAUCGAAAUAGCUUCAUUUAACUCAACUUUCUUCUCACAGCUCAAUAUCUGUUGCCUGACCUGAUCAAACAUAGGAUUAAGACCAACCAAGAAUUUAAACUCUCCUGUCUAUGAAAUUUCGUAAUGCAGUAAUUUUAGUAGGUUUUUCGGUGUCAAGACUAAAAUAAUAGUCAAGUUCCACUUAUAGAUUCUUUAAUUCUCCUGGAUAUUCCGUCACUAUUUUACUCCCUUGCAUUAUUGACAUUGACUUUGUCUCAAGUUCAUAUAUGUGAGCUUCAUUAUUUUUCUGUGAGAAUUUGGUGUGAACCAUCUCCCACAAGUCCUCGAUAGUGGCUAAGAACAAAAAAUCAUGGCUGAUUUGUGGAAUCAUGGUUCCCCAUAGCUAAGUUUUAAUCAGGGAAUCCUCUUCUCUCCAUCUCUGAAAUUCUCGUGACAUUGGGUCUGGUUUCCCCUCUAUCAAGUGGUGUAUCAUGCCUCUUCCAGUUAAUACUUCAUGUAUAUGUUCUAACCAUUAUAUCAGAUUAUAUCCUGUCAGUUUAUACUCUAGAGGCAUUGAGCAAGAUUGAAUAAUCUUGUGCCUCCAAGAGCAAGAUUAACCUCUCUUGUGGAGAUUGAAUCAACCCCAGAAGAUGAAGCAACAUCUCCUGUAGCUUCCAUUUCAAGGAAUAGCCGUCUACUUCACGAAAAAACUGAUUUUGUGACCAAAUAUUGAACAGGAAUAUUCAAAGAACGGUGCGAGGACCAUAAUAUCAGAAUCACUAAGUGCAGAAGCGAAUUAGAGCGAUCGCACCUGUGUUCGCUCUUUGAAGAGACCACAGAGAUGGUGUGUCCCACGCCAGACAGAUGUGGUACCAACAGCAGUGGUACCUCCCUCACAGCUAACCAUAGAUCGUCAAGAGAGAGGGAUUUGAAACCCUCACCUUGGCUCUGAUACCAUGUAGAAUGGUAGUCCUCAAUCUGGUGUGCUGGAGAUCCCGCAACACCUUUGGAGAGGAAAGAAAAAAUUUAUUGAAUGAAAAACAAGAAUCCAUUUUACAAGACAGAUGGGGUCCAGUAUUUAUACUAGACACUUGUAAGUACAUGAUUACAAGUAUUCAGGGGAUAUCUGCCGAUGUAAAAGUACAGGGUAUAUUUGUAAAACCCUCACGACAACAGUUUGGGUAUUGAAUUGGUUUAACAUUCAAAUUGUCUCUCAAGUCCAUAAUGUAUGGGGGCUGACAUGAGGGCAUGCGCUAUCUUAUUCCUAUAGUUAAUGAAAAUGAACGCAAAUAAUGUGGUCUCGUGAUGUCUUUUCAAGUAGCACAUAACUAAAGUACCUCAUCCAAAGCCUAAGCAAAAAUCCCUGUUUCUUGAGGAUUAUGGCACACUUAUCUUUGGCCUCCUGGAACAAUGAUGCAUUAUGAAAGUAGACUAGACUUACUAAAUUAUCUUGGGCCGGAAUGCUGGUACCAAAAGGCAUUGUUGUGGGGAUGCUCAUUUCUGAUUUUUAAGAUUUAGUUUCCUUUUCCUUUUUAUUGAUAUGAUCAUUUUCGAAUUGAUGCUUUACUGAUGUACCUUUAGUCUUGAAAUGGAAUUUUUUGUAUAAAAUCAUAAAAAAUUCCUCUAAAUAUUAAUUAAUUUGCAAGGCCAAAAUAUGAAGGUAAUUAAGUAAUUUGUAAGAAUUCUACAAUUUCGGUGUGACACUAUGUUCAAUUGAUUCUUGCUCCACUUGUCUCUGGAAUACCUUUGAAUGUUAUGACAUCAUUAUACCAUUUUUUAAGUUGGUUGGUUUGCAUAAAUUAGUAUCUAGAAGAACUUGACUGUCUAUCCUUCCUGCAGGAAGGAAAUGAGUGCAUAUUAUUUGGAACAUGCUAGUGUUGAGCAUAUACAGAAACUAUUUGACAAUUUUGAGGAAGAAGCUUGUUCGCUACUUACACUUGGUCUCGCAAUCCCUGCGUAUGUAUAAGAUUUAGUUUUAUCAUAUGACAUGUUUUAGUGAGGACUGUACUUGGAUAUUUUCUUACAAUGUAAUUUUUUCCAAUGUGCAGUUACGAUCAACUUCUGAAGACCUCUCAUACAUUCAAUAUUUUAGAUUCUAGGGGCUUUGUUGGUGUUACAGAACGUGCAAGAUAUUUUGCUCGCAUGCGCAGGUGUUUUGCUACACUCAUUUUUUUUGGUCCUAGUCACCCAACUGGUUGUGUAUUGAGCAUUGUAACACCAUUUGUAUCUCGUUCAGUCAGAGUAAAGAUAAACAAUUCUGGUUUCGUAAUGCUUUCUAGCUGUAUUCUAAGGUGUAGAAACAAUCUAAUCAUCUCACAGAUUAAAAUGCCAUGUAUGAUUAAUGCUCCUGAUAGAAAGCCAUGAUUUUUUUGUUUUUAUUUCUUUUGAUGCCAGUUGUUACACUGAGAUAUAAACUGUAUAUCAUGCCAAUUGUUUCUUUUGCAUAUCGAAGAUAUUCUUUGAAAUACCAUCUAAUGUUUAUGAUUUAUGUGAGUAGGGAAUAUUCUCUAUUGGGAGAGGCCAGAGGAAAGGAAUCAGAUAGAAGUUCACUCAAUUUUCUUCCCAGUUUGACGAUUGAUUACAUUUGUGAUAGAACCCUCAUUUAUCAGUGUCUCAUCCAUUCCAACACGUUAGGCUAAAUACCUCUUGUAUGAUAUUUGACGCAAACCAAACAAGAAUAGUCAAUGGGGAAAAUUUUCAGUCUUAUCGAUUCGUAGAAAAAUUUCUGGUCAUAUACAGUUACCCGACCUCAAAAAAGGAAAACUACGUGGGUUGAAUCCCACAACUUAUAGGAUACUCAACCAAAUUAGGAAACUGACCAGCAAUUGAAAACUGGCCAAAUUAGAAACUGACCAACAACCUAACCGUUAAUUAAACGUUUUUUCGCACAAUAAUUCAUUGGCUCAUCUUCCUUACCAGUUUUCUAGAGCAUCUUGCAAGUGAUCUAUUUAUUGCAGCUAUUGGACAAAUGAUAUAGUGGUUAUCACCAGUGUUCGUUACUACCACAGUGAAAAUUGAAGUAUCCUAGUUUAUGACAAUUUGCAUUGUGUGGUGGCAGCAUCAAGGCAUUGAAACUGUUUUGUUCUUAUCUGCUAAAAAAAAUCCGAACUCCAAUUACAACACAGACUGCAAGUCCAACCUAUUUCAUUGUUUUUUUCUCUGUCUGGUCGGAUCUGUACAUUCUCAUUGUUCCUGUUUCUUUUUGCAUGUUCAACUUUCUUAUUUUGCCCUCUUACGCAUUGCAUUGCUUUCUUCUUUUUUUUUUCCCCUUUCGAUUGAUUCUCUUUCUUAUAGGCUUCAUUGAUUUGUUUCUGCGUGAUCUCUAUUUACACAUGGAUUAGACGAGUCUUAUUACAGAACCUGAUCAUUUUGGAGACGGACUUCCCUAGCCAUUAGUAGAGAAUUUGCCUUUCGUUUUAUUGUAGAUGAGGAGCCUUGUUGCUGUGUACUCCCAGACUGCUGCGCAUGGGUUUUGUUAAUCUAUUCCAUUGUUUGAAACAGUCAGCCUGUUGAUGAUUUGCUUAGAGUUACUGGUUCUCUUAGCUAUGUUGUCCAAGGGUGAAGAUUGUUUACAUGUACUGGGGACUCCACAAUGUUUUUUCAUCUAUAUCUUUUAAAUUGACCAUUUUUGUUAGAUAGGAACCAGUGUGGAUUCACUGUUUUCCAUCAUAGAUCGACUCAUUUUCUUAAAUUAUUGAAAUAUGUUUGAGUGCCAGACUAAACUGUAUUUUUGCAUAUACCCCUGAAAUAAUGAAGCGAGUGUGAGAAACAGGUUGAAGUUUGAAUACAUGUAACCUCAUGCCCUCUGAAGGUUACAUUUCUUGUCAAAGUUUUUUGACAAAGCAUCUCAGUGGGUAGGAUGUAUUCUGACUAUAUCUCUAGGUUGCAUUCGUUUUAUACAAAACUUCUUCUUUUUUUUUCAAUUUACCAAGUUACCUCGGGUAUUAUUGAAUUUUUUCUCCUUACAACCUGAUACCCAGUACAGUUGACAUAUGAAAUUGCGUUUGGAAGUCAAGUCGUAGGUGUAACAUCCCUGAGUACAUGAAUGAUGAAAUGAUGUUUUGUGGUUUAGUCUAAUGUACGGAAAAGUUUGUCUCAUCUUUGGUGACCCUCCUCCCCCCUUUACCGAAAACUAGAACCAGUUGUUGAACUUUUCUGUUCUUGCUGUACCUUGGAAUAGGUGAGAACCUAAUCUAACCAAAGUGGGAGAAUUAUGGUGGAUUUUGAUAUUAUAACCUUGUGGGUCAUACGUGUGUUCUCUUGCUCAAGAGUUUAAUUUACUGUGAUGUUUUGUUUAUGAAUUUUAGCAAGGUUUGUUAACCAUCUAUACCUUUUAUAAUUUUAAAUGUGCAGGUUUGAAAUGCUAUCUACGUCUAUGCCAACUUUAUUCAUUUUGUCUAUAGUGAUUUGUGGUAGUUAUAAUUUAGGCAGAUAUUAUAUCCAUAUUUUUCCUCAAUCAGAUUUUUCAUCAUAAAAGACGAUGGUUAGUGUAUUUACUGAGCAAUAAAUAAUUUCAUCAAGCAGUUUAGCUCGUCAAUGCGCUCAGCUUUGGGUCAAAACAAGGGAGUCACUCGGGCAUCCCUUGGGCAUAGCUUCUGGAGCCGCUGAACUUUUGUUUCAUAAAAAUAUUAUUGAGACUGAAUUAGGAAAGGUGAAUUUUCAUCAAUUAAGUUUCUUUCAGUAUCUAUGAGCUUUCAUUGACUUGUUCUUUUUCCUUUUCUAUCCAUGCUUUGUUAUGUUCAUUCGUUAACGUUUGGAUGCCAAUUAUCUCAGAUGUGAACUGGUUCCUUCAAUUUCCUUAUAAGUCUGUAGUGGUGCUUUUAAGAAGAUCCUUAUUCUUUCAUCAAUGGAUUAAUCAUUAUGGGUUUUGAUAUCUGGUAUUCCAGAUAAGAAUUGAAGGAUCUUCGACCAUGAAAUUCAGAUCAAUACAAUUUUUUAAGAAUUCAUUAUUAGCUAUUUGCUCUCACAGACUUUGUAGAAGUCCGCACAAACAGAUGUGUAAGAGAUUUGAUGUGAAGAAACAAUAAUUUCACGGACAUACACCUGAAUGUCCAAAUUUGGGAUACCUGAAUCCAUUUGCAUAUGCUUAUGUUGACAAUUGAUCUUGAUUGAGAUUGGUGCGACUUGGAGAAUGGAAGGAGUCGAUCUUCACGAUCCUCCUCUUCCAGGAAGAUGAACCAGUCACCAUUUCUUGGAGCAGGAUUUCCUCAAUCCGAAAUUGAAUACAUCAGUUAUCAUGGUGUCCCGCUUAAGUACGGGUUACAUGAGUAAAUGGGCUAGGCUCAUUACAUUAGUCUUUAAAUGGAUCCGUUAACAGUCUAAUGGAUCCACUUAACACAGGGAAUGACAGGAAAGGACGAGAAUACAAUGGAAAAGAAACAUAUAGAAAGGAAAAGCAAUCCUAGAAAGUUCAACAGUUUAUAAUGCCAAAAUUGGAGGAUCUCCUCCAUAUUUUUCAGCUUCGUUCUCUUAUAGAAUCUAGUAGCAAUGUACUAUUGUGUUUUGUUGCGGAAAAUCGUCAAUGUACUAUUUUUUUUUCUGCCCUGGAUGGCCAAUCGUUUAAAUUUUUUCUGAACAUUUCUGUUGCUCAGUUGUUUUUUUUUGUCGUGAAUGGUGUUUUGUUCAAAUAUUGCCUCUGAGUUAAACUCUGUGGCAGGUGACAGAAAAUCCUAGAGCCUUCGUUUUGGAGAUUGGAACAGAAGAGAUGCCACCGCAUGAUGUUACUGAUGCUGGGCAACAAGUAUAUUCUCCUUACUUGCAUAAACACAUGGUUCUUAUGUUCGAGUUCAAUCCUGUUUCCUUAUAUAGGUAUUACUAAGGGUAAAAUAGUUCUGUACAAUGUAGUUUUAAUGUUCUGAGUAAAUUUGUUGAUGUUUUUCUUUAAAUGAAAGAAAAUCCUUGGUUGCUGACUAAUGAAAUUCGCAUUUAUUUUGGCAGAUUAAAAGUCUGAUUAUAGAAGUACUAGCAAAGCGCAGAAUAAACCAUGGCGAAGUUUUGUCAUGUGGUACUCCACGUCGCCUAGUGGUAUUUUUUUUGGGAUUCUUUAUAUGAGUUUAUUUUUAAUGUCAUGAUUGUCUAGACCUCUAGAUUCUAAUAUCUGUUUUUGUUACAUGCUAAUUUUCAUCAGUUAAAUUGUGGCUUCUUUGUUUGCUUUCAUAAAAUUUCUUGGAUUGAAAUCACUUCAAAUUGGUCACGCAAAGUUAUUCGAAUCGAUGCUGUUUGGACUGUUUCUGUGGAAAAUAAACAGUGCAAAGUAUACAUCUAAUGUUUGGAGUUGUCUCUGUAUUUGAUGCAUAUAACUGUGUUAUCAGUAGCUUCUGGUGGUCAGACUAUAGGUGCCAGCGGCUUGGGGAAGUAAUGAGUGAACCAGGAGGCAAAUGAUGGUGCACUGACUUUAUAGGUGAAGAAUCAGAGUUAUAAAAUAGAUCUAUGGAAUUGGUGCUUGUGCAUUGUGUUCAUUUCACAAAAUCUCAUAAGAGUUUAAUGGUGUGAUGCGAUGAUAUGAGGAAAUAAUCAUUGAAUGGCACGUGAAGAAUGGCUGCUUCCAGUGAAUAAUCUUCCAGUUAAUGAAAGUUUGUAGAAAGUCAGGGUCUGCAUGGCACCUCUUUCUAGCCACUGUUAUACUGUCGAAUGCAGAUGAUGGGUUAUGUCAAAGCCUACGGAUGACCUGUUGUCAAAGUUCAUAUGAACUCAUUCAUCUCCAGAAAUGGCACCAUCUAUGCGUUUACAUAACAUGUUCUCUUUAUGUAUUGUGCAUGACAACUAAGAAUUGGGUACAUUUUCUGCUGAAUAAGCAAAAACAUGAUACUUUUGUUUUCAGCUAUGUAAAUUGCUGUGAUUUUAUCACUGGAAAAAAUAACCUAUAUGAAAUCAUAUUUUAGGUGUAUGAAAUCAUUAUCUGAUAAGACAUUUUCUCAUUGCAUUAUGGUUUGAUUAUAUGCUUGGGGUCAUCAUUUAGCCUGACUAUGAUUUUGAAGCACCAAUUCGUUAAAAGCACAUUUUUUUAACAUUACUGACUUAUUGAGGGCUUUUGUUUCAUCUUCUAGAUUGUAACUUUCUAGUACUUGCCUAUACUAUGCUUUAUGAGAUCUAGAAAAGCCUCUUGUUACAUUUUUCUUUGUCAAGUUUUUGUUUUAUUUUGAUAUCUUCUUUGUCUUUAGUACAGUUUGUGCUUCUCUAUUUUUCAAAUUUAUGAAUAAAUUUUACGAUGUAGAGGAGAUAUCCUUAAAAGUUUUCCAUAUUUUUCAGAUUUUUAUUGAGAAGCUGAAUUCUAAGCAGACAGAGAGUCAAAUUGAGGUCCGUGGUCCUCCAGCAAUGAAGGCCUAUGAUCAGAAAGGAAAUCCUACUAAGGUCAUUCCUCCAUUGGUUGCUCUAUUGCAAACCCCCCUCAUCCUCCCCCCUCCCCUCCCCCUCCAAGAUUCUUUUUCAUUUUUGAAGUGGAUGGUACGACAUUAAUUUCGAACGUAUGAUGGAGGAAUCUACUAAUUUACAUUUAAUUCAGCUCCCAAGGAAGUCUCCUAAAAUAAAGCUAGAAUGUGAAUGAUCUCAAGAUGGUACAAUCAGCCCCUUUCUUACUGCCUAGAUUCUCACUCCCUAUCAACUGAUCACAAAGACAGAUGCUGCCUACCAAUUCAGUUUCAUGCUUGAAUUAGUCGUUUUCUGGUCAUUGCAAGUGCCAUAAAAGUUUGUAUACAGGAUGACUUGCUAUACUUCACAGUUCCCUUUGAGUACCCUAUCCAAUUUUUAACUCCCAACGAUUUUUGCUAUUUGUUCCUUGUCAGGCUGCUGAGGGAUUCUGCCGCAGAUAUAGCGUUUCUCUGGACUCUAUUUAUAAGAAAGUAGAUGGUAAAUCAUUUAAUCUAAACAAUUGACUCAAAAUUUAUAUUUAUUUUUGUCUUUUUCCAUACAAGUCAGUGGUCCUCAAUUUCCAUCUUUAGUUUUUCUUAUUCUUGGUAAUUAGCUUAUUGUUUUGUUAAUAGGAUGUUCUAGUACUUUUAAUGUUCAUUUAAAGUAUUUAUAUGGCUUUAUAGGUCUAACCUCAUUUUUUAUGUUAAUUUUUAUCCGAGUGGAGUUUUACUGUAGAAAACUGAUUUGGCUUAUCUGAACAUCAUCCUGAUCAGAUCCACAAUCCAGCUUCCUGAUCUUAUUAGAAACCCAUUAUCGCUAUAAGUUUGCUGACAAAAGUCAUCACCAAAUAUUGUCUCACCUAGUCAACUUGCCCUUUUGUCUAUUGUCGUGAACAGCGGUGCAAAUGUAGGAGAAUAUACAGAGGAAAAACACUAGUGUUCACAUCAUAGAUGACUACUAUAUAUAGGUUCCAGGCCCACAAAACAAGGAAGCUACCUAACAACUAGGAAACCAACAAAAUAGGAAAUGAACUAACUACUAGGAAACGGUCCAACUAAGAAACGAACCCCUAACUAUGCAUUUUUUCCAAAUCUAUACACCCUUAUGCCUUGCACAAUCUUUAGUUUUACAGACUUUGAUAGGAUAAUUCUUGUAUUUUUCCCAUUUUGUUCCCCCUAUUUCUAACGUUCAAACCUGUUAAGUAAAUGGGAGAUCCAAUUUAAAACAAGUUGACAAUGAAUGGAGGAGGGUCUUUUGUUAAAACCCCUAGCUUUUUAUUCUUUCAACAGAAUGAGAUUAUCCCCAAAAUACUUAUUCAUUAUUAGGUCAAUUCUUUUUGUUACUGUCACAUGGACUACAUAAAUGAGGUGCACAAGCUCGGUACAGUACCUGAAGCAAACAAACUUCAGACAUAAGCUGAUCCUCUGAUACUAUGUUUAAUAAGUGGCUUGUCCUUCUCCAAACAAAUUCACAAUAGGUGUAGGCCCGUGUAUUUAAAUCACAGGAUUUUGUUUCCAAUUGAUAUGGGUCUAUUCCAACAAUAGCAGUGUGGAACAUACACAGUGGUUUCUGGGAAUCCUCUCAACCUUUAUGAUUCCAGGGAACUUUGAGACUUAAGGAUGAAAGAGGCUAGAUGUUCCAUAACUCUAGUGAUGGUGCUUCGUUUUUGGUUAUUUUAAAAAAAAUAAAAGUAGUUCUAUGUAUGUCCUUCAGAUUCAGUUACCCAUAAAUACUAAAUUAUAAUUCUAAAAGUUUGACUCCAUUCUUCCUCAAUACAGACCCUGACACGCUGCUAAAUGAAAAUGAUUCCCCUGUCCAUUCUCAUAUCUUGAUUCAAGAAUUAGGCAUUUGUGUUGACCUAGAUUGAACUAGGUCUUGGUUUUGACCUAAAUUAGGAAUUGAAAAAUUUAGUAGAAUUGAGCUCUGCAUGUUUGAUCUAUCUCUCACACAUGCAGCUGUGUUUACUGUCUAUAUGAACUGAACUGCGUGGAUUUAUGUUGUAGGCAAGACGGAGUAUGUUUAUGCUCAAGUAAGGGAACCUGCACGAUUUUCUGUGGAGGCAUGUGUCUAAUCUUUCCCCAUUACACGCCCAAUAUCCAUUUACUGUUUCCAGUUUGUAUUUAUGAAUCACUAUUGAUAGGGAUCUGAUCAUAUUCUUCUGUCUCUCCUGAUAAUCCAGAUAGGGAUCAGAUCUAUUGAUUUCCUUCGAAUUAUUUUUGACACGGAUAAUUUUUUAUGUGAAUCAGCUGAUUUCGCAAACCACUAUGAGCUUGCAUCCUUGUUUAUCUUGAACUUAACCAUCAUUUCUCUUCUUCCAUGUCUGGUCAUCUUCCUUUUUAGAAAGAGAAUUUCAAAGAUCGAAGAAAAUAGACAAUUUAUGUUGAGAUACAGAUCAUCCAAGUUUCUCCUAAUAUCAUUGUGCAUCAUUCAUGUUUCAAUUUAUGUUGAAACAUGGUUUAUCAACUAUAGUCUGACCUGUAUGAGUAAUCAAGUUUUCACAGUUUCCAUCAUUGAUAGAUAAUGGGAUCAGUGAAGUGCAGUUUCAACAUUUUAAAGAGAAGCUAUGUUCUAAAGACGAUGUAAAUAUAUCAGCAUAGUUGCAACUGAAUUACUAGAAUCUGACAUGAUAUUUGCUUUUCAAUCUUGAUCGGAAUUGAAUUGGAAAAAUCCGAUUAGCAAAUCUUUUUGAUACCUCGUCAAUGAUGGCAAGAUAAUUUUUGAAAAAUGACUAUGACACCUGUGGAUUUUUCAAAAGGAAAGAAUGAAGUUCUCCAAUGACUGUCUAUAGUUGUACACUAUUGAUGUUUAAAUUCAAUGUUAUCACGUAACAUUAUUGUACGUAGGAGACUGCUGCUGUCAAAGCGUGGUUCCUGCAAAUUAUUAUCAUAUUUCUUAUUGAAUUUGAUGGAAAUCGAUGCGUGAGAUUCAACUUUUCAUGAGGUUUUCAAAAAAAAAAGUGCAUCUAUACUAUGUUGGAGUUGAAUUCGAAGAUAAUUUGUGCCUGUGACUAUACUUCCUUUACGCUGGUGACAUGGUCAUGACUGGAGAUAUUGCUAAAUGAAUUCAGCUACUGAAAGAAAAUUUGACUAACGUCCUUGGCAGAACACUUGAAAACAGUUAAUGGAAUACUGUGAUGUGCUAUUUGAAUGUUCCUCUACUUUUAGUUUCAGAUUUCAUUUCUAUUACUGGUCUUCCUUCAGUUCCUCUAGUUUUUUAUUUUGUCUCUAUGAAUAGCGCACUUUGUAUAUUUCUUUUUUUAUCUUUUUCUCUGCUUUUUUCCUGGUUCACCUUCUUUCGUACUUUCGGUGUAUUAUCUGAGGUUUAAGCCAAUUCAAUGGGCAUUCCUUGAAGAAAAUAAGUUUUUUGUUCAUCAAAGUUGAGUGUGCUCGACAUUGAGAAAUCGUCUUUACCUGUUGCCACUCAUAAAAAUGGGAUUAGUGUGAUCUGAUUUUAUUCUAAUAUAUAUACCUCUGGUGGAACUUCAGCAUACAACCGCACAAACAUUUUAUGCUUUUAUUUAUGUUCAUUUUGAUUCAUGCACCGUUAUUGGAUGAUUUUUUGUGUUACCUGGAUGAAAAAGGCAUCCAGCCAACCUAGCUGGUUUUAUUAGGUCUCAUUCGCUUCUUCAUUCCAUUUGGCUGUUUGCCACUAAUUUGCUACAAACCAAAAAUUAAUUGCUGCAUGCUGGUAGCUCAGUGAGAACAAUUCAUUUCAUGCAGUUCAUAAUGCGCUUUGACAUCUGUGUGUGGGAUCAAAAUUGUCUGCGGAUGAUGUAGCUACUAGAGAUUGUAUAUCAUUUUUUACGGGUUUUUUACCUGUUGCUAAUUAACUUGAUGUUAAUAUAUGCGGAUAGGUGCAUGUGUAAGUAUUCAGAAUUAGACUUUGCUGAAGUAGCUUGCAUUGUCACCUAUAUAGGCAGUGGAUUGUUGUCUUGAUCGCUUUGGUCUUCUUAGAAACUAUAGGGUAUUACGUUUAACUGAUUUGAAUAUCUUAUCUUGACUUAAUUUGUGAAAAAUACUGCUGCAAAACUUCACUCUGAUUGUGUACAGUCCUUCGCUCUCUUUGUCAUGCCAUGAUGCUUAAUGUUGAAGUGAUGGUUUCCACUCAUCAAUAUUCAUGCCAUAAAUUUAACUGUGCUCCUUGGUUUUAUUCUGUUUGUUUAGGUUUUAGCUGAGGACUUGCCAGAGAUUAUUGGAAAGAUAUCAUUUCCGAAGUCCAUGCGCUGGAACUCUCAAGUAGAUGCAUUCUCAUUUCGUUUCUUUUUUAUAAUUUCAGAGCUGUGAUAUUUAAUGUUCAUAGACAACUCAGUUUUUUAUCCUUUCUGUUAGUGGUGAAAAUAGGGUAGCUUUGUCAUUUUGUCUCAUCUAAUUAUUUGCAAAAUGUUGUUGCGUCCUUCGCCAUUUUUUUAAUAUCCUUGUAGUGGUAGAAGGAAAGAUAGUCUCUGAGUCCUGUUUGAAUGUGAUUUUUGACAACAUGAAGAAAAGAACGACGUCAUGCAUAGAUUCAAGAAAGCAAGGGAUGUGAGAAAACUGGUGUAUUUCUCUGUAACUGGUUCUUGAAGAAAAAAUUGCGAAAUAAGUGAGAUUCACAUAUGUCCAGUAGUCAGUUAUUUUCUCUGACAUCUCAAAGGAAAGAGAAUCUUCGGAUCUCUGUGUGAGAGUGUCUAGAUUAUUAUGAUGAUUGUUUCCGUUCUUAGUUAAUAGACAAUCAGAUCCGAAAACUUCAUGUUUCCUUUUUGAGUGAACAAAGAGUACCGCAGGCCUGCAAAGUCAGCGAUGUUCUUGUAUUUUUUUUUCAAGAUAGUGAGUCGUCUAAAAGUUAAAUGCAUUUCGAUUGAUAGUAUGUAAGGCCCUAUUCUCCAGACACAGUUUGCUUAAUUCAAAAUGGUGUCAUGUUCUUUGAUCAAAGAUGAACCAAUCUCUGUUUAUGGCAUCUCACAAGAUGCAUGAACAUUAACAUAUGUUGGGUAACUAUUUGGUCCUCAUGUCUGACGCCAAGUUCAGGCCAAUAGAACCUGUUUCAAACAGGUUAUAAUUUUUUGAUGGUUUUCUUAAUCUUCAUUUAUUUGUUAUAUGGCUGACAUCACUGGCAUCAUUGUAACCUAGAUUCAAACACAUAUUCAAUUUUUACUUUCAGCUUAUGUUUAGUCGGCCAAUCCGCUGGAUUCUUGUACUUCAUGGAAAUGCAGUUGUUCCAUUUUCGUUUGCAGGCCUCCCUAGGUAAUUAUGCUUUGGAUUUCUAAUCAUUACCAUUGUUUACUGGUCAUGUCUAUACAGUUGUAACUGCCAAUAGUAUUCUGGCUCUUAGAUAAAUGUAUUUUGUUAUUUUAUUUCUUUCUAGAUUCCUUUAUUUGUAUUUCAAAUCAUCUUGCCAUGUUUUCGAUUUUAAUCUAUGCCAGAACUUGCUUUGUUCAAGUUCUUCCCUUAAAUGAAGAGUGUUUUUGCUUUAUCUCCUUGUAAAUACCUUACUUUGAUUUAAGUUUGUCUUUUUUAGUGUUUUAUAUACCUUCUUCAUAUCAUACAUGCUCUUAGAAACAAGGGUCCUCCCCACUCAGUUAAUGUAUCCUACUUGUGAGAGCGUUUCCCUCCAUAUAAAUCUUCUCUCCCUCUCUCUUUCACUAAUUCUCUCACCUUCUCACUCCUCCACUCUCUUUAUUAGACUAAUUUUCUUAGAUUUUCCUGUGUCCAUCUCUAAUGUUACUCCCCUUUACCCUCUCCCAAUCAUUCUCUGUCAUGACUCCCCCACUUCUGCUCUUUGUUCCUCUCCAUUUCUGUCUUUGGCUUUCCCACCACCUCUCCCUUUCACCUUUCCCUAUUCCUGUUGUGGCAUAAAUUUUGGCUUAAUCAAGUGGUGCAACAGAGCACAUCCAUUUCCUUGUUUUGUUUUUCUUGUUCUGAAAGUGGAGGGAUGGGAGAGUGGGAAGGACGGUUUGUAGGGGUUGACUUGAAGAAUGAGAUGAGUGGGGGAUGGGGACUAAUCAGAAGGGGAGAGACGUGAGGAGGAAAAUUUUAUGCCCUUAGCAGGAGAGGUAAAAGUUUGAGAGAUGGAGAUUAAUGCGAAGAUCCUGAGGGAUAGUGAAGAAAACAACCAGGAGAGGGGGCGGGAAGAGAGAGGGAGAAGAGAAACGGGGUUGAGGGGAAAGAACUGGAGAGAGGAAGGGCUCGGGAUUUAAUUCCUCAAUGUUAAUGGCCAGGAACUGGGGAUCAACAUGAAGAGUGGGAGGAAUAGGACGGGGCCUAUGAACUGGAUAGGGAGGAGGAAAGCUGACGAGGGCAGGAUGGAGGUAUUAUAAUCAAAUUUGAAAAAGUUAACUUAGUUGGACAGGUGGGGGCACAUUUCUAAGGUUAUAUAUGUUUUGGGGAGGUAUAAUUUUUAUUGGAAAUAAAGCUUGUAGAUUGUGCGGAGUGUUCCCAAGUAGCUAUAACCAAAAUCUUUAAAUGCUAGUUUAUCUAAUUGAUGUGUGCUUUAUGUUUUGAUAGUGGAAAGAUAACUUGUGGUCUCCGCAAUUCACAGUCAGCAGCACUUGAGGUAUAGCAUUAGCCUUUUCUCAUUUAUUUUGAUUAUAAGGAGACUAAUGGCUUUAUUUCUUUGCCGUCUUUAAUCUGCCAUUGGUGACGUCAAUGCUGUUUUUCUUGUUGUCAAUGAUGCAUCUAAUUUGCAAUUGCUGGAAAGAACUAUGUUCCAUAUCCUUUUCUAACUGUACGCCGGUGGUUUGUGUAUGAUUUGAAAUCAUGGUUUCAUGAAUCUGGACUCUCAACCUUUCAGAAGGGGCACAAUCAAAUACCAUUUUCUAAUUGGCUUUCAGAGGAUCUCGAGUGGAAUUGGUAGGACAAUCUGAUCUGUCAGAAGCAGUCUAGUGGGAUGAGCACAAUUCAGUGUUCGGCAUACAUUAAUUUAUAUGCAUUAUACUGAAAUAUUUGGCUCCCUAAUUCCUGACCAUCCUUACUUUUUUGGAAAAGCAUUUGAGUACGAUGGGAUGUUGGGAUUGUAAAUCAUUGUCAAGAGACAUUGUCACUUGGCAUUGACACUAGGGAGGCAGUGCAAAUAACUGGAGUCAUAAUUUUCCUUCAGUUUUCUUCUCUCUUCCUCUUUGCCAUCUUCCAUUGCCCUCAGUUGGGUAUCUUGUUCUCGUUCUUCCUCUGAUGCUGGCUAAAGAGCAUUGGAAACUAGGUUAUCCGACAAUCCAAAUCAUGAUAAAUCUUUGGGUAUAGAUUCAAUUUAAACUUGUCUCUUUCUUUUUCUGUUCUUGGGUGGCGGCUAAAAGAUAUGAUGUGAUUGGAAACUGGCUUACCCUAACUUCCGUAUCAUAGUCAGUCUUGGAGUAUGAAAUGCACAUAUGCGAGAAAAGUGCAAGAAAUAUAUGCAGACAUAUUCUUAAUAUCAGUAGUAGAGCUACAGUUACGUAUUCAUUUGCAACAAAGUGCACGUCAUGGAAAUUUCUUGAUAAGAUGUUUGCUUAUCUAGGUUAUUAGCUUUAGGUUCACGAUCUCCACUAUAAUCCUGCUCAUCUCCCAAGAGCCAAAACCCGAGGGUACAUUAUUGCUUUAGAAAGUGGCUAGUUUGAAAUACAUGCUAGGAAAAUUGAUUACACAUGAGUCCUGACAUCAGCAAAGGAAGGGGUUGCAAUGUAUAGUUUGAGGGGGAAGGGACAAGUUUGUUAAGGUACCUGCACCUGAGGGUUCCUUUCGAUGAGGCAAUUGAUUUAGAUCUUUUUUUUUUUUUUUUAAUUGAUUUAGAUCUUACACUAGAUGAUGAUUGAGAAUAAAAAGAUACUUGAGAGUUUCUAGGGGAGAGAGAGUAUUGUGCGUAUAUAGUUGUUGAAGUGUCCUGGUGAGCAUGUAAGAAAUUUGAGAGUCAUGCAAAUGAUUUGACAACUAUAGAUGUAACAUCCUUUCACUGAAGGAUAAACUAUUUUUUAACGUUGGCUAGGUGACAAGGUGACACAAAAGCCCAAGGCAUUUAGGCUGUCUAAGUGAGUGGCCAAUAAUGGGCUUGGCCAGACCAUAUGAACUACAGCGGCAGGGUACUAGGGUUUGCGGAAGAAACUAAUUUGAUUGGAAACCACGGGGUUAUGUGUCAUGUACCAUCUAAUGCAUUGCUUGAACAUUUGAUGCUGGAAAGGGUAUUUUUGGAAGCAUAUUGAAGUAGACAUCAUUUUCUAGUCUUCAUUCCUUAUCCUAUUGUAUCCAUUAUAAUGCGCUUGUGGCAUAACACAAGUAUCAUUCCACUGUUAAUUCGGAGACAUUGAUAGCAACAAUGGUAGCAGGAGUGAUGCCAGGGGGAGGCACCCUUUCUGAUUUUCUGAAAGUUUUCUUCAAUUAGUCUGGGUUAGACUGACGACAAUGAUUCACAAUGAUAUCAGUGUGAAUAAUCUUUGAUCAGCCAACUUCAAGCUUGCUUGAUGCAAUGGAAUGAGGAUCUAAUCAAAUCGAACUACCUAAAUACAUGCUGUCUCAAAGUGGCUAGAUUGGAAACCCCUGGUUUUAAGUUUCCAUUAAGCUUUUCUUCUAUUUUGUGCCAUUCUCCUUGGCACUUUCCCCCCUUUCAAUUUGUAUUGUUGAAGGGACACAUCAGCUAUGGCCUACCCAUUAUCCGUUGGUAACACAUAAAACGUGGUGGAAACAUUUAAGAGCCAGACGUUUAGGUCGUGGCUUUAAGAAAAGGUUUUCUUGGUGAGAUGUACCUUUGGCUAAUGUCACUGUUGUGUAUAAUCGCUUGUAACUGUUGAAGGAAUUUCUGCUGGAAGAAGAAAGAGUCAAAUUAUGUGAGCUUUUGUUAGAAGGUUUCUUGUCAUCUUACUUUGAAAGCAUUAUAAAAGCUGAAAAACUCUACUUAACCUAAUUUAUUAUAGAAACUACCUAAGCUCUAUUGAUCUAUUUUCAUUGCACGUUCAAAAGAUAAAUUGCCUAUUUAAUUUCCAAGAAAUAGUAGAAAAAUAUUAUUUUUAAUUAAAUGCUUUAUAUAAUUUUUAUCAGUAAAAUUCCUGUUAAAUACUUAAAAUUUGGAAUCCCAAAAAAAAUUCUAUUUAAUUGAUAAAUUAUAGACAACAAAAUCUCUGUUGAAUUUUUCAACAGAGAUUCCUAGUGCACUCUACAAAAAUCAAUUGAAGCAGUUGAACCCACCCCAUUGGCGAUGGUCCUACUCUAAUUGUUGAAGGCCACAGAUUUGUUCAAAGAUUCAGGAUUGUUUUGAAUUGUGUCAUCCAUCUUCUUUUCUAUUUUUUGUAUUUUGUUGUUCCAGUACUUCUGCCGAUGGAAAAGAAGUGAAUAUGAGUACAUUCGGUCAAAAAUUUACAGCUUUGGCGAUCACACUUAAAUUAUUUAAACUGUAAAAUUCUGAAAGGACUCAGGAUUUUCGUGAUUUCCUAUUCUUGAUUUUCUUUUGUAACAGCAUUGGUCUUCAUUCUUGCCCGUUAGACGUGCUUAUUUCAGAUGGUUUUCGAUAUUCUUUUGCAGAUAGAAAAUGCUGAGUCUUAUAUUGGUGUUAUGGAGAAGACAGGGAUCUUGACUAAAAUUGAGGUAAGUUUGAUUGUCUUUUGAGUUGCUUUUCUUAUUGAAGUUUUCCUUCUUGCUGAUAUUAUGCAAAAAGGACAUCGUUUAAGCUGCUUUCCUGAUGUUCUUUUUUUUAAAUUUAAUUUUGACCACGUGAUCAGUGAAGAAUGUGUUCAACUAAUUCUAUGGUGCGUCGAUUCUACUUUUUGAAAUCCCAUCAAGAAUUUCACAUUGCUUUUUAUCUUGUGUUCACAUUGGUCUGGCGUUUUGUCAUUCUUUAGAAAUUAAUUCAUGGUGUCCUAUCUGCUUGGUUAAUGGCAACAUUUGUUCCUUUUGGACACAAAAUUAGUGUGACAAUAAGGGUAACAUAUGUUUGGAAAUUCCACUCGUGUUAGUUCCAAUAGUAGUCGUUGAAAGUUUUCAGGGAGAUAUCUUGGAUAGCCAUUAUAAAACUGGAAAUUAGUUUGAAUCCUGAACUGCUAAAGUUGAAGUCUAAUACUUCCUUAUAUGCUACGAUGUAACAGGAGCGCAAGCACAAAAUCCUGCAGCAAUCUAGUUCCUUAGCAGAUAGUGUUGGUGGGCAGCUUCUGUAUGAUGAUAGCUUACUUGAAGAGGUAAGCAUUCACUUUUAAAAUUUCCCCUUAUUUCAUUGAGUGUGAUAAACGACAUUGUUAAAUCUGAUAAUUUAUUGUAUGUAGGUUUCAAAUCUUGUUGAAGCGCCAGCUCCUAUACUUGGGCAGUUUGAUGAAUCAUUUUUAGAGCUUCCCGAAGAAAUAUUAAUUAUGGUAAAUGAUUUGAGUUAUCAACUAAAUAUUAAUCUGCAGAUUUGGUUUUGAACUGUGUUUUUAUGUAGUAUUUUAGGCCUCAGACCAUUUCCAUAUUAAAAUGGCUUGGAGUUUCAUUGGAAAUACUUUACAACAUCUAUGACUAAAUUCAAGAAUCAACACCUACUGGAAGACGCAUACGGUUGUGAAAUUGACCGUUAUGUUAAAUCAGAGGCUUGAAAAUCAUUACAUUCCUAAUGGAAGAUUUUGAGGACAAGAUCUGCGUCCUGGAAGAAGCUUACCGAGGUAGUAGAUGCCAUGAGGACUACAAGUCUGGGAAAACCAGGGAUUCACCCUAGUUUAUCAUAGAUAAGUGUAAACUUUUUAAUCAAAGCGGAAUCUUGGAUUACUCAGGUCUCACUAGAUCUGGAUUGAGAUCAGAUUGACGAUAGCAUCUUAUCUGGCAAAAUAGAUGGAUUCGAAUAAAUUUUAACGAAAAGGAUCCUAAUACAAUUUUAAAGUAUAUGCAUAAAUAGAUAAAAUAAAAGAGUUUAUUGGUACAAACAAUUUUAAUAGAGAACUACUAUAGUGCAGCCCUUUCAUAAAAGUCCUUGUUCUGCCCUGAACCUUGCCCAUUUUGUAGGCGAGUGUUUGGUAUUGGUCAGGUAGGUGGGUUAGAGUGCAGCCUGCUGUAGUGGUAGAUUGUAGUGGAUGGCAUAUUGUGGCAGCAUGCAGUUUGGUUUUCAGAAUUGGAUUGCAUCAUUGUCUGUUAAGUGUCCCAUUUGAAUGGUAAUCAUAUUAAGCAAAUGAAUCAGUUUAGGAUAGAACCUCAUCUGAUAUAUAAUUCGAAAAAGACAUUCUUGCAAUGUUCCAGAGGAGUAUUUUCAAGAUGGAUUGGAUUCGUUUGAAUGUCUUCACUUCUGGCCUGUUGUGCUAACACAGGGUUUUGCACGUCGUCCCUUCAUCAGGGGAUGCACCAUGUGUCUGGCUCUAUGUGAAACUGAUAAUCCAAGGAAACUAUUUAAAAUGGGGAGAGAAACAACAAGAAAAUGAAAAUCCACCUGUUAGGUAACACCAAGCAUGUCAACUAUUUUCUCUUCAAGUCUCCUGGUGUCAGCCUAUGGUGCUCCACCCACCCUCUGUCAUUUUCUUCCCACUUCCUGUUCCGUUCUCUUUUGGCAAGUUGUAUAUGCGGUUCUUCCGUCCUUCACCUGGACAGUAGUGUUCUGGCCAGAAAUGGUCGAUCAAAAUGAGCCCACCUAAUUCUUCUCCUCCUAUCCUCGAUUGACAGAGAUGGGGUGUUGCUUACCUCGAUUCUCACUCGUCCUGUAGUGCCUCAAACAGUCCUGGAAUCAGAGUGAUCAAUAAGAAUCAUGGGAGGGGGGGAGGAUUUGAGGCACUAAAAUUUGUUCAAACUUGGUUUGUUCCGAUCCAAAUCACCUCGUCUUGCUAAACGUGCUAGUAGUGGAACUACCAAGACUGGACAGGUUUUUGUGAACCACUCAGAGUAAUCAGGAGGCUUCUUGAUAAAGAUAUCAUGCCAUGUAAAUACCAUUUGACAUCUGUUAUCCCAUCGAUUGAUACUUUAACAGCCAAACAAAUUCAGGACAGGGAUGCGAAGAGUUCAAGAAAUUUAGCUGUCAUAAAUAAAACAUGUAGCUUGACCAAGGACCUUAGACUCAGAUAAUCAACCUGGAUAAGAUAGUUUUUGUAGCUCCUCAUUUAUUCUACUAUCUCAACGUAGCACCCAGAUCUAUAUACGUGAUCCAAUCAUGUUCUGUUCAAAGAAGAAUUAAACACAGGUUUCUAACAGGACAGGAAUAUCUCCUCUCAGAAAGAAAGGAAAAACAAGGGAACUGCCUGUUGCAAGUUGGGGUGUGGUGGCGAGUCAUGGUAAGCAACAAUCUUUGUGGUGGGAUGAAACUAAAGCCAUUUCACAAUGGUAAGGUUCAUACGUUAGUUGACUAAAACGGAAGGUUUUUUAAGAAUCGAUAAUUAUAAACAAAGAUCACCAUUUUCUCCUCUCCCUUUUGGGGAGGAAAUUUAAAACAGGAUAGGAGCUGAAGUGGGUGUUUUCCCAGUUCAUGAAUAUUGAACUGUAUGUUUGCUGAUAUCAAACGAGCUUUCGUUCAUCAAGUUUAUGGAUUUAUACUGUCCUUAAUGCUAGUGUUUCUUUCAUAUUGUUUGCUAAAUCGUACUUGGACUUGAAUUCUUUCUAGAAAGAUCUAAACACUUAUUGAUCAUGGUUGACUGAAAUCCUUUGCGAACAUCAAUUUGAUUAUUAUGGACCACUAUAUUUAUCCUAGCUUUCAAUGGUUUUCUGCCCCAUAAUUUUAUAGUUCUUCUAACGGUCAUUGUAUUACCUAACAGGUUAUGCGCAAACACCAGAAAUACUUCCCUAUAACAGAUAAACUGACUGACAAACUUCUGCCAUUCUUUAUCUCAGUGAGGCCACUCUCUGCAUAUGAGACUUUCUUUUAAUCUACACAAUGUUUAAACUCUAAGAUCACUGGAAAGUUCUGUCUAUGAUUGGCUCAUGGAUUCUGUUUUCCAGGUAGCAAAUGGCGCAGUUAAUGUCAAAGUUGUGAAGAAAGGAAAUGAAGCUGUACUCAGGUUUGUUAACAUCUGGUGUUCUUUUGCCAAAUGCAAGGAGAGUAUUGUAAACCAACACAAAUGCCUCAAAUGGUUGUUUCCAAAAUAAAUUCCUACCAUCAUGGAUUUCGGCUCUUUAAAUUUAUGAUUUUCGCAGGGCAUUUUCUAUAAAUGCCAUAUGAUUUUCAAAUUAGCAAUUUUGCUUUCUUGUCUUAGUGCAGACGCUUUGCAAACUGAGUCUGUCUCACCAUUUGGACCUACUGAAUCGUAAUCUGCAAUGAGUGUAUAGCGUCCAUUUGAGGAGUUGGGACUGCUCUAGUCUCGAGCCAACUCAGCAUAGAUUCCCAACUUGUGACAGAUGACAUUUAUCCAAUAAUAUUAUCUAAAGUGAGUUUGAGCAACGUCAAGUUGGCUUGGAUCCUCUUUGAAAGGGUGUUGGCUCACUAUUAAAGUUUUGAUGCGCCUAAAGUUUUGAUCCCCUUAAAUCAUUUUGUUGAGAUUCUAUUUUAAUGGAAGGUAUUUCACAUUAAGGUUUCAAAUAAAGAGUGUUUUUUGUUGGCAUUGAUUCAAUGAAAUUAUGCCAUAUCCUAAAAGUUUUAGGUGUGUGACUAACAAAUUUGUACUAUUUGUUGACCGAUUUCAGUGGUUUAUUUGGUACUGAAUGGCUGGAUCUAAAUAUGGUAAACAUAAGCCUUUUUUAUUUUAAUUUUAACUUGAAUCAAUUCCGUUUUUCCGCUCCAAGACAUACACAUUUUGCCAACUUGGUGUCCCACUCGGAGGUCUUAAGGCUAUAAAAAGGAUUGGGUGAUCUAGGUGGAGAUUUAAAAAAGUUUAACUUCACAGGCCAUGCCUUUAAAAGUUUAUUUAUGGAUGUAACUCUGAAAAAUAUCUUUUUAUGUAAAAUGAUCAUUUCUAUUUGUUUGAAACCUGAAUUGGCUUUUCAGAAGAAUUGGCUAAUUGGGCUGAUCCAAUCCUCUUAUGAAUUUGGUCAGAUUCCAUUGAUCCAAGAUCCUGUUAUAUCUUCUUUAACAGUACAUGUUUUGAUGUUCAGUUAGUGUGAUCAGAGAAAGGUUUUUCCACUGAAAUUUAAACAUGCUUUGGUGUUUGUUUUGGUUUGGGAUGCUGUUGAAUAUUUGUGAUUCACCUAAGACCGUUCACUAUCCAGGAUUUGAGUGCAGUAUUCUUUCUUCCCCGUAUUGAAUGUAUGCCCGCUUUGACAGUUCUAAACUGGUUUUUAUCUGUCCUCAAACUUGUACUAUCAAUCUGCAUAUGCAGAGCCCGAUAUGAGGAUGCGAAAUUUUUCUACAAAUUGGACACACAAAAAAGCCUUGCCGAAUUUCGUACACAUCUGAGUGGAAUUCUCUUUCAUGUAAGUAAAUGUCCAGACAGCCUUCCAGGAACAAUGCAGACUUGCUAUAGAUUCAAUGUGGCGAUUGUGAACUGAACAGGAAAAACUUGGGACUAUGUUAGACAAGAUGACGCGUAUCCAACGGACAGUCUCUAAGUUGAGCUUUGCUUUGGGUAUGGGUGAGAGUCUUGUUCCAGUUGUUGAGGAUGCUGCUGCAUUGGCGAUGUCAGAUCUUGCUACUUCUAUUGUUACGGAAUUUACAUCACUGGCUGGAACAAUGGCUCGCCACUAUGCUUUGAGAGAUGGUUCUCCUGAGCAGGUAUUAUCUUAAUUAUGCAACCGUAUACUUUUUUUUACUAACAAUUUGCAUCUGCCUUAUCUGUGUUAUAAAAUUUCUACCUCUCCCACGAAAAUGUUGUGUUUAGGAAUUUAUGUCUAAUAGAAGUCUUGGAGGUUUCCCGCUAGAGUCAUGUAUUGUCCAAUAUUUACCAUAACCGUAUGCCCCUGUUGAUUCUUAAAUGGUUUAAAUUAUGAGAAUUAACAUCCUGUUUGUGUACUCUGAUAUUUUUAUUGAUAUCUUGCUAUGGAUUCUUCAAUGGAUCUCUAGAAAAAAAAUCUAGUGCAGCAAUCAGUAACUUGCAGGUUUUGUUACCUCAAAUGAAUCUUAAUCAAUUCAUAUACAAGUGGCGACGAAUAAAAGGUGCUAGAAAAACUAUAAUGCCUCUUAUUUUCUAUGAGUAGAUUAUAAAUCGCACAUUUUAUUUUUUAAAUUUGUAAAAUUAGUUACUUAGGUGAAAAAGUAUUUUUUACUAUUCGUCAUUUGCCACUAGUUUAUCUAUAUUUUUGUCUCUAUAAAAUACGAAUGAAAAUGCAUUUUUUAUGAAAUCAGUUCCGAUAUGUGAUUGGCUGUUGUCUCUCAUACAAGUAUACUUGUUGACUUUUCAUGUCUUUCCCUGUUGAAGGUUGCAGAAGCCUUAUAUGAGAUCACACUUCCCCGAUUUUCUGGGGAUGCCCUUCCGAAAACUGAUGCGGGAAUCAUUUUGUCCAUGGCUGACAGGUCCUUACUGAUCGUUUUUCUUCAAUGAACUAUGAUUUAUAUAUGAAAUUCAAAGUAUUGAAUCUAUUUGUAGUUCUUUCCUCUUUUUCUUGUCAGACCUUAAUUCGAAUCCCCAAAAACACGAUCUGCCUGAGGGAAACUUAAAUAUAAUAAAAAACCAUGUGGCAUAUCUAUUGUUCUAUGGAAAAUUAUGUAUUUUAAACUUUUCUAGAUUCUUUAUCUACAUACCUUUUUUCUAGAUAAAAGUUGAAUCAUUUCUAGCUGUGAAUUCUAUGUCACAGAAUAUCAAAACAAAAGAACAUAUAAAGGCCCUGGUCUAACGGUGUUUUAGCAGGGCAUUUAUACUUACGCGAUCAGCUAUGUUUCAAGAAAGUUCUUUCACAUCUUAAUUCUCUGUAUCGAUAUUUUUCAUCCUGUUUACCUUUGGUUAUUUUCAUUGACCUAAUGACCGUUGAUUUGGGAGACAUUCUGGUCACAUAGCGGGGAUUCUUCCCGGUUCAGUUUUUUUAUUUUAUUUUGCCAAUGACACGGCCUGACCAGUGGCUAAAAAUAAUAAUGGGUCUGAGGAUAGUCUAGCUUGUGCAGGUCUCUGAUUUCCUUCCCAUUUGAAAAGCACAUUCUGAUAUCUUUGUUAGACUGAAAAGCACACACGGUCCACUCUCCUUUGUACAUUCCACAGUACAUUAACUUUUUUUAAAUACCUCGAUGACGUGAUUAGAUUCAUUUCAGCACAAGUAUUCAUGUAGGUUCUCGUUACUUUCAAGAAUGUUAUUUCUCUAGGAGCGUGUCUUUGAAAUUUUCUGUACAUAUUAGGCUUAUGGUAGAAGUAACCAUAGCGUUAUCGAAUUGGGUCUUCCAACUGAAACUCCCUCCAAUGAGCCCUGAUUCUACAGCAUUCUUCCUCAGCAAUUAUGUAUUUAGCCUAAGAAAAUGAAAGCCGCUGAUUUAAUUUGUCCGCAUGGCUGUCCAUUUCUGAGCAUUCAUAUUACAGUUAUCCUCGGUCAGCUUCUCUUGUUUUCCAUUAGUGUUAUUCUUGUCAAGUUGAGUUUUCCAAUUUAUUACAAUAAAUAGUCCUGCCGUUGCCUGUAAAUGUACUAGACGUUAGCUUUCGUCUGUCUAUGAAGGACAAACAGUGAACCACAAAUAUGCAAUAAAGUAUGACCCAAGCUUCCACAUUGCUCGAAAUGGAGUUAAAUAUACUGUCGGGAAUUCAAGAGUUUUUUCUCUAAGUUUUUUGAAAACUCAAAUCAUAUGUACUAUUUGGACCGCUGCAUGGGUAAAUCUCUGUACAAAUUUAUGAUAUUUUUCUUUGGAGGAACCUAAAGCUAGUAGUAAAUGCCUACUCUUUAAUCAUAAUUUUAUUUUCUUUUUCCGACCACCAAUUCAAGAAGGAUUCCAUUUUUCAUUGCUCUGUACAAAUUUUUUACUCGACCAUUUUUCAUCAUGCCUUCUUUUACUGUUUCGUCAUGAUAUCUAAAUAUGGAAUGAUGCGAUUGUUUCCUAUGAUAUAUAGAUUAGAUAGUCUUGUCGGACUGUUUGGUGUUGGUUGCCAGCCCACAUCCACCAAUGAUCCGUUUGGAUUGCGAAGGAUCUCAUAUGGCCUUGUAAGUUCACAAUGAUAUCCUUUUAGUUUAUUCAAAAGAUGCCGAUCCGUGGGUUGAAUCUUUUUUACAUGCACUGACAGGUCCAGAUAUCAGUGGAAAAUAAGAAGAAGUUUGAUCUAAGAAAUGCUUUGGAGCUAGCUGCAAAUGUCCAACCUGUCAAUGUGGAUUCGAGUACUUUAAAUGACGUGCGAAUUGAAUUGAUAUCGGUUCAUAUUUUUAGGUUUUCAUCUUCGUAGUAUAAGACGAUUGGAUUUUUUCAGGUACAUCAAUUUGUUACCCGAAGAUUGGAACAAUUUUUGGUAUGUAUCCCUGCAAUGUCAAAAUAAAGAAUGCAUCCAACUGAUUGCUUACAAUCUUCCUUCUAAUUUUAUCUCUUGACCCUCUUGGACUUGGUCUGUUUCUUCAUUCUUGAGCAUGGUUCUUAUAUGAGAAAAAAGCAGCCAUAAGCACUCGAGAAAUGGUCUUAUAAUAUUUGUCUGAAAUUAUUUUUUGUAGUAAAGUCGUGUUUUCUCAUUCAACAUUUACAUUUUCUGACAAAGUUUAAGAUUAGUUUAAGCCUCUGGUUAAAUUAUUUGCAUGGGCAACUCAGCAAGAUCCUAGGGUGGAACGACUAGUCUGAAUUUUACCCUUUCUUCUACGUUAGCUGAUCUGACUUUUUUCUGUUCUUUCCGUGUGCUAGGUUGAUAAAGGGAUAAGUCCUGAAAUUGUUCGUUCAGUGCUUCUAGAGCGUGCAAAUUGCCCAUAUCUAGCUGCAGAAUCAGCAUUCGAGGUGAAACAUGUUUAUAACUUUAAUAUUGUAUGGUUCACAGGUUUACAAUCAAAUACUUGUUUAAAAAUCAUCUGAUCGUUUUACUACCAAUUAUAUAGAAAAAAUUGUCAUCUCAUUCGGCGAAUAUCAUUUCCGUUAUGCCACUUUCUGCGGGGAUGUUCAUCUCCAUCCAGCAUUUAUUUAAAAUAUAGCUGUAAUAUUGCUCUUCAAUCCAGUAUUUUUAUGUCAUGAAAACUCCUGAGGCCCUUUUUUUUCCCUCUCAAAACAGCAGGGCGGAUUCAUAAGUUUUAGUUCUGGCUAGCCUUGCACGACUCAAUUGCUGGUUCUUAUGCUGUUGAUGUAUAUUUCCAGAUGGACAUCCUAUCCAGAGGUGACCUUUUGCCAAAAAUUGUCGAAGCAUAUUCACGCCCAACCAGAAUCAUCCGAGGAAAGGACAUCGAUGCAGUUCUUGAGGUAACACAAGUUGCUACCUACAGUAACAAUUUGUCUGAGUGACGAGGUUCGGUCCAUUAAAAACCAUAUGGAGAGGCAAUCUGAUAUAAUUCACUGGUAAAUUAGAUCGUAUUUUCAGCUGCUGAUUUCCCUAUAUAGUUCUCAUUUAGUAUACACAGAUGUGACGGAUUACCCUUUUUGGUGUAUCACGGAUCAGCUGCUUUGCAGUUGUCCCUAUCUUUUUUAUUUUAGCCUUUGUUACCCAAGGGCAGUAGAGUGUCAAUUGAGGAAAGGACUUUUCCUUAACUAUGCUCGUGGAUAUUUCAUUUCCCUACAUACCCUACCCUUUCUACCCUCUUCUAGCUAGCCACAUCGUUUCUUGCUGAACUAAAUCCCCCUGGAUCAUAUCCUGUUCUUCUUUUUCUGGCAUACAUAGGUCGAUGAUGCUGCCUUCGAGACGGAAGAGGAAAGAGCAUUGUGGGAUGCUUACUUGGUGGUAAAAACCAAAACACACCCGGGUACGCUUCAUAUAAACCAACCCCCCUCCCCAAUAUAAUCUUCGGCCAUGUCCUGAUUUAGUAAGGCACUGCCACUUCAUAUUUCCCGGUGUCGUUAAACAUUGGCUACAAAGUCUGCCUGUGUCGGGGGUCCCGGGAUCCUUCACUCACACCCUCUGUCGAUCCCCCAGGAGUCGACAUCCAUUCUUUUGUCGAGGCAUCAUCUGAAUUGGUUCAGCCACUUGAGAACUUCUUCAACAACGUCUUCGUCAUGGUGGUAAGUGUUCGCGCGUUUCUCGCCAUUUUUAGUAACGUCUUCAUUUGGCACUGGUAGGAGAGGCUCACCCAGUUCUUAUGCCAAGCGAUUGAAACCUACUGUUGGGCAGUAAUAAAUAUAUAGUUGACCUGCAUUGAGUCCAUUCCACGUGAAAAAAAAGGCAUUCUUGAAGCUGCCAUGUUCUUGGGUUGAUGGACCUGGGCCUGGGUAUUUUUAACUGCCGAUUUAGUUCCUGAGAGAACUGCUUAUUGAUCGGAGGUGGUACAGGAAAAAAAAUGUUUAAAACCCUAGAAUGCUUGGUUUGAUCUUGGGUUCUUUAAAAAAAUGUUUAAAAACUGUUCUUGGGUUGAUAGGAGGUGGCGGGGGGGAUCGAUCUUCCAUCUCUUCGUAUUACACUAUCCGCAUUCUUCAUUGUAUCUUUUGACCAGGAGAACAAACCCUAGAAUUGAUGGAGUUCGGCUUCUUGGUUUGGCAGGAGGACGAGAGAGUGAGGAAUAACAGGUUCGCACUCCUCAAGAAGAUCGCAGACCUCCCCAGAGGAAUUGUAGAUCUGUCUGUUCUUCCUGGGUUCUGA